UUCUUGCAAAUGUUGUUGCUUGAUGGUUGUUUUGUGGUUGAGUUCAUUCGAGAGCUAAGUGGAAGAUAUCCAAUAGGAGAAGAAAAAAUUAUCAAUACUAGUGUUGGUUACAUAUUUGAUCAAGUGACUCGAGACUUGAUGUUACUAGAAAAUCAACUUCCCUUCUUUAUCCUCGACAAGCUUCAUCACAUGACAAAGCAAGAUAAUGAGUUACCAUUUGCAAUAAUGGCAAAAUAUUGCUUUCCUAUUAACUUGCCAAAAACGACUCAUCUAGCACUUUUAAAGCUAUAUUAUAAUGCAAAUGCAGGAAAUAUCAAACAUUUACUUCAUCUAAUACACAUGUCAUGGCAUCUUGUGAAUCCUAACACAUAUCCCGGAAAGAAAAGCUUAUGCUGCAAUCCUUUGCAAAUAUUUAGGUCGAAAGAAGAGCCGAAAGAUAAGGAUAACAAGGUCAUGCCAAAUGCAACAGAGCUUUCCGGAGCUGGAGUUAACUUCACAAAUUUCGGAAAUAUUUAUGGCUCGUAUGACAAAGAAGGUAUUUUGUAUACAAGUUUAUUAGAGGAUAUUUUGGAUACAAGUUAUUUUGAUAUAAAGUUCGAGAAUGGACUGAUGAAAAUCCCUUGCCUUGAUAUCUUUGAUAGUACCGAGUCCAAUCUGAGAAAUCUCAUUACUUUUGAACAACAAUAUGAUGUACAUCAUAAAUAUUUCAGUGAUUUUACGGCUCUCAUGGAUUAUCUUAUCGACUCAGAAAAAGAUGUGAGUUUGCUUCGCCAGAAAGUAAUCAUUGUUAACGAGAUAGGAGAGGACAAAGAAGUCACUAGAAUCUUCAAUACAAUUGGAAAAGGGGUUAGAACUUCACACGGCUUUAAAUACAAAGAAGGAUACAGAAAAAUACUUCAACAUUGUGAUAAACCAUGGAACAGAAUGCAUGCAAGUUUGAUCCAUAAUCACUUUAGUAGUCCUUGGGUAGGAGCUUCGACUGUGGCAGCUAUUAUACUCCUCAUACUCACAACUAUACAAACUAUUCUAGCAUUCACUGGUGGCGUUAAGUAGCUAGUAAUUGUUUUUAUUAUCAUAAUGGUCUGAAGAUCUCAAUUGUAGUGCUUCUUUACAACUCCAUGCAUGUAAUUUGCAUGUGUGUUGAUGAGCUAAAGAGCAUUUCAUUAAUUCUAUUUCCCCCUUCUGUAUGUAUUGGGCUUGUAGUUGAAUGCUUAUUAGUUUAUUUCAAGUAUUUAUUGACCUUGAGGUUUAUUAACUGUGUUGAUUUUUUAAGUGGUUUAUUUUAUUAUUAAGGAAUUAUAACUGAA
Molecule: messenger RNA, 1307 nt
Organism: Capsicum annuum
Lineage: Eukaryota; Viridiplantae; Streptophyta; Magnoliopsida; Solanales; Solanaceae
Product: UPF0481 protein At3g47200-like
Exons: 1
Source: RefSeq, a predicted model, not a curated record